AUGGAGUGCCAUAUCUGUCAUCGGGGUCAUGAUGCCCAAAAGCUACCAUUUCUCUGCGCAGUCGAUGCUCGCAACAGCUUGUAUGAGCUUCGCGUAAAUGGUCUGCAAGCCCUUUUGGAGAACGAAAGUCUCCAAGGGCAGGUCAAUGAAUUCUAUGCCAACUCGAGCAAGAACAGCCACAGCGACAUCGAGCAGUCUACGGCAAUGCAGCGCCUAGAGGAAGAUCGGACAGAUCACAUCCUCGCUUCAGCCAACAAAUUAAAGGAAGAGAUACAGGCAGCCAGAGAAGAAAUUCGAACGCGAAAGGCCGCGUUGGCUCGCAGAAGGUCCGACUUGGCAUCCGUUUCAAACGGCUUGGCCGAACGUCGAGUAAUGCAGCAACAAGAGUUGGAUAAAUCGACCCAAGUGGCCAGGUUUCGAUGGGCUCAGAGAGCUGAAGCCACUGCCAACACUCGGGCGUUUCUUUGUACUCAAGCCAUCAGACUAUACGGACUCAAGAGAACGAAGAAGUCGGGGUCUGGUCGAUACGAAUACCAGCUUGGCAGAGUGCCUAUUAUUGAUUUGACUUCUAUGGAUAGUGUGUCUGUGGGUGAUUCGAGCAACUUCGACGACAUUUGCAACAUGGGACGUAAUCUAUACAGCUUCCUUAUGAGUGCCCAGGCGCAUGAUUUUAAUCCUAUUAAUGUAAAGGUCCCGGGCUGGGGGCCAAAUGGUGAGGAAGUAGAAGACGAAAGCCAGGGAAAUUGGCUUGGUCGAUUCUCCCAUGGUGGGACAUUUUACUUUCUGGGUAAUUAUGAGGGUACCGAUUUGGUUCGAAGUUUCAAGCUGCCAAGUCCGAUGAAGCUGGCGGAUAAACUGAAGAAGAAGCUUAUUGGGGACGCGCCAGCUCCAGACUGGGAAGUUCUAGAUGAUGAUGCCUGGAAAAUCGAAGACUUGCCUGGGACUGACCCCAGUGCUGCAAAUGCUCGAAAUGUUGCGGAUAAGUCUCCCGAUGUAAAGUCGACACCUCGCUCUGGGACGAAUGGCUGGACCAAGGUUAAGCAUAGGUGA
Molecule: messenger RNA, 1050 nt
Organism: Metarhizium acridum CQMa 102
Lineage: Eukaryota; Fungi; Ascomycota; Sordariomycetes; Hypocreales; Clavicipitaceae
Source: RefSeq, a predicted model, not a curated record